Anisakis simplex (herring worm) is the source of this 204-nucleotide messenger RNA. NCBI's taxonomy places the organism in Eukaryota, Metazoa, Nematoda, Chromadorea, Rhabditida, Anisakidae. The record is from the annotation of a GenBank genome assembly.
AUGCCCACGGCAUCGAUCCGCAAACGUGUAUAUGGCCUUAUUCGGACGACGUUUUCUCCAGGCACAAGUUUAGAUGCGUCAGCUCCAGCAGCUUCCGAUGCCGUUGACCACGAGCACAGCAAUGGCUCGGACACGUCUUCGGUGACGAUGCUACCAUCAACGAGCAAUUCCUUCAUAUCGCAGUGUAUUUUAACCGGGUACUAG